Messenger RNA from Haemonchus placei, 714 nucleotides. The record is from the annotation of a GenBank genome assembly. Lineage: Eukaryota; Metazoa; Nematoda; Chromadorea; Rhabditida; Trichostrongylidae.
AAUUCGAAAAAAUCGAAAGGUAUCGUCGUGGUCAGCGGGGGUAACGCUAAAGUUGAAACGUUAGAGGACGACGAAGUAUACAAACGAUUCAAGGAAAUCCCUCGUUUUUUACCGAUUCUUCGACAUGCUAUUGGUAAGAAAGAUAUUCCUCAGAGCGAAAUCCCGCACAAAGUUAACAGCCGGCCGUUAUUUCGGAUGGCGACGCGUUUCCAACAACACUUGAAGAUUUGUGCGACAACAAUAGCAGCAGAUCAAAGUCAUAUAAAUCAGCUUGUAAAAUCGGUAAAUACUCGAUUGUGUCAUUUGAAGAACUAUAUGCCAGUAGAACAGUUCUGUUUGGUAGAUGCUUCUGUGGUUGCAAUUUCCAAUCGUCUAAAUGAGAGAAAGAAAAUGACUGAUAACUUGAUUGCAAAUCUUCAAGACCUUGAUAAAUUGCGUGACGAUGUAGUUCAUAUUCGGUUGCUCUUCGAACAUCUGGUUCCAAUGGUUGAGACGAUAAAUGAGAUACUGGUGCCAUCGGAGCGGUUACCACCACUGGCUUUAAGCCGUGUUCUGGACCGCACCCCUGUGUCUACCUCAGAAAGUUCGGAGCAAAGCACUCCUAGACAUAAUCCUUCUGGCAGCGGCUCACAAUCACGUUCAGCCGUUUCUCAGGAUAAAACCACCCGUAUUUCACCAAUAGAGGAAGUUCGAGUUGUUGACAGAAGGAAGUGA